This is a messenger RNA of Zygotorulaspora mrakii, 2823 nucleotides long. It is a transcript of the gene INP51, whose product is annotated as phosphoinositide 5-phosphatase INP51. The transcript has a single exon. Gene Ontology annotation, cellular component: membrane; cytoplasm. Bases 1 to 2823 code for a protein of 940 amino acids. The record is from RefSeq and is a predicted model, not a curated record. Gene Ontology annotation, biological process: phosphatidylinositol dephosphorylation. Gene Ontology annotation, molecular function: phosphatidylinositol-4,5-bisphosphate 5-phosphatase activity; phosphatidylinositol-3,5-bisphosphate 5-phosphatase activity. Lineage: Eukaryota; Fungi; Ascomycota; Saccharomycetes; Saccharomycetales; Saccharomycetaceae.
AUGAAGCUGUUUGUUGGUAAAAAUCCAAGAUCUAUAGUCAUCUCAUCGUGUGGAUACCAUUUAUCAUUUCAAAGAGUACUUGUGCCAGUGGGGCAACGACAAGAGCAACAGCAAGCGCAGAAUAUAAAAACUCCAACGCUUUCAAUCCGCGUCAUUGGUGAUGAUGAAAUAAUAGAUAGCCAAAAGUACACUGAGGUUAAAAGCAGAAUAUUUCACGGUUUACUGGGACUCCUGUCGAUUCACGGUAAUUUGUAUAUUGGCGUUAUAUCUGGCAUCCAAAAGGUUGGUUUUCCUAGAUGGAAAGCCGAAAACUCAUCGAUUGUAUCAUCAGAAAAUGUUUAUAAGGUGUUAGAUGUUGAUUUCCAUAGCCUGGAUUCAGAAGUGUUUGAUCACCUUUUCAUAGAAAUGUCUGAGCAAAACCAUGAUAGAUUAAUACACGAGCAUCCAUGUGGCUCUCUAAAAAAGCUAUUCAGCGACGGUACUUUUUUCUUUUCAAGAGAUUUCGAUAUAUCUAAUGUUUUAAAAAACCAUGGGUUGGCUCACAGUCUGGAUUACACGAUUGAUAAUCAAGAUUUGAACUACAUUUGGAAUGCGAAUUUAAUAUCAGAAAUAGUUAAUUGGAGGAGUAGGCUUUCAGUUGACGAAAGGCAUUUAGCUGACGGAGAAUUCUUUACAUUUCUAAUGAGGGGCUUUUAUAAAACAGUUGCAAUCAACAGCGAGGUGUCCCCGGCCACCAUAACACUUAUUUCAAGGAUAUCGGCAGAAAACAAGCAGGACUCACUUGAGUUAGAGGGGAUAGAUGAAGACGGAAAAGUGUCCAGUUUUGUUGAAACGGAGAUUAUAGUCACAACAGAGACCCUCAUAUUUUCCUAUACUCAGAUCAGCGGCAACGCUCCACUUUUUUGGGAAGUCGUAGACAGUCAGUUAUUAUACGGACAUAAGCUCAAACUUACAAAAAGCACAGAACACAACCAAGCAGCUUUUGAUAGGCACUUUGAUAACUUGGCGUCAAAGUACGGUGUGGUGAGCAUUGUUAACCUUGUGAAAUCUAGAAGUGAAUCUCAAGAGGCCUUAGCCAGUGCCUACAAAAACUGCGCCGAAAUAAAAGGCUUGAAAAUCACAAAUGUUGAAUACAAUAUGACGAAAACACCAAAUAAAUUGCUAUAUCUUCUGAAGCAGGACAUCUACGAAUUUGGUGCUUUCGCUUAUGAUAUAAAAAAAGGGAUAUAUGUUGGUAAACAGACUGGUGUCUUGAGAAUAAGCUCAUUCAAUUCCAUCGAAAGAUCGACUAUCGUUGAGCAACUGGUAAGUCGAGAAGUCUUGGAAUUAGCUGGUAAAGAAGCCUCGAUGGAUGUUACAAUAACCUUCGUGCAGGUCCAUGACAAACUUUGGUCAGAGAAUAUAUACUGGUUGGGACGGACAUAUUCCAAGUAUUAUAAAAGCCCAGGAAAGUAUAGAAAGGUUUACGGAAAGCUGUUUGGGUCAAGAAUAAAGCUCUACGAUCCUCUGCAUUCUACAAUUAUCAGAUAUUUGAAGCAAAAGAAGGCGUCGUAUACGUUUGAAAAAGAUAUAACAAUCUUUGCGGGUACUUUCAACGUAAGCGGCAAGAUCCCGCCAGAAGAUAUAAAAGACUGGAUUUGCCCAAAAGGCUCAUCUAACUGUAAGCCUCCUCCGGACUUGUAUGCUAUCGGACUCGAGGAAGUUGUCGAACUGACACCAGGUCAUAUGUUAUCCACGGAUCCUUAUAUCAAGCAAUAUUGGGAAAAGAAGGUUCUUAGUGUCAUAAACACCCUGUAUCUGGACAAAAAGUAUGGCUGCGUUUGGAGCAGUCAGCUAGGAGGUGUUCUAUUAAUGCUGUUCAUUAGCGAAACUGAACAUCAGAAGGUGAAACACAUUGAAGGGGAUAUGAAAAAGACAGGAUUUGGGGGUAUGACCUCCAACAAGGGUGCUGUUGCUGUCAGUUUCAAGUACUCAGCUACUAGAUUCUGUCUGUUGGUAUCUCACUUAGCCGCAGGCCUAGAAAAUGUUGAACAGCGUCAUAAUGAUUUUAAAACAAUUGUGAAAAACAUACGAUUUUCAAGACGUCUAAGAAUUAAGGACCACGAUGCGAUCAUAUGGAUGGGUGACUUCAACUAUAGAAUACUUAUGACAAACGACGAAGUAAGAAAACUGAUUACAGCGCAAGAAUUUUCGAAGUUAUUUGAGAAAGACCAGCUUAAUCAACAAAUGAUUGCAGGUGAAGCGUUUCCAUACUACCAUGAAAUGGAAAUCGACUUCCCACCUACUUAUAAAUUUGAUCCUGGAACGACAACGUAUGACACCAGUGAGAAAAUGCGUAUUCCUGCAUGGACUGAUAGAAUAUUGAGCAGGGGUUCUGUUCUCAAACAAACCGAGUACGGCUGUGCCCAAAAUCUGCUUUUUUCGGAUCACAGGCCUGUAUAUGCAAUUUUCCAGGCCAGAGUGACAGUCUUAGAUGAAAUCAAAAAAGCAGCAUUAUCAGCUGAAAUCUACAAAAAAAUUUCUAAUAAACUAUCAAAUAUGAAUGAUGAAGAGAAAUUGACUUUGCUCAAUGAUGGGAGUUUAAUUUUGGAUCCAGAAAGCGUAGUUUUUGCUGACACCGAUAAUUCUGGCAUAUUAAUGAAGCACAGGGGACGUCUUCCACCACCCAGCUCAGACCAAAAGAAGUGGUGGAUUGGAGAUGGCAAGCAAGUGAAUGUGAUUCUCGAUGUAGACACAGAAAAAUUGGUUCUCAACCCUAUGCGUAAUGUAAAUCCAUUUUUUGAAGAGCAAGAAGGAGUACCGUUAUAUGUUCCAAAAAGCUAA